Molecule: messenger RNA, 2716 nt
Organism: Malaya genurostris
Lineage: Eukaryota; Metazoa; Arthropoda; Insecta; Diptera; Culicidae
Product: WD repeat-containing protein 20
Exons: 5
Coding region: 117-2525 (802 amino acids)
Molecular function (GO): protein binding
Source: RefSeq, a predicted model, not a curated record
AAUAAGAAGCCAGUUGUCAUUUCUUGUUUUAGGACUAGUGUAUUGUGAUUCGAAGGUAGAAUUUAUAUAAUUGUAAUUUCUCAUGUUACAAUUAAAAAGCAGUCGGAGUACAAGCCAUGUCGGUUCAAGUGGUUGAUUCAAGUGGUAAAGAUGAUCUAAAAACACAGUUUGUUACUCGCGAAGGAGAGUACAGGUUGAUGACAUUGUCGGAAUACUCACGACCAAAUCGUGUUGGAUAUCAAAAUAAUCAAAGUAAUCCACAAGUGAGAGUCUCUUUGGUAGCUUUACCUUCGCAUGUGGCAAAGCAAUCUCAAGGACCCGUAAAUAGUCCAGGUGGAAGCAUAGAUGGUCCAAUAGUUGGAUCUGCUAUAAAUGGUGUAGAAAAUACGCAAACUACAAUCGGUGGACCGUCUCCGAUUUCCUCUAUGCCUGUUGGUGGUGACAGAAUAUGUUUCAAUUAUGGAAAGGAGCUCUAUGUUUAUGCAUAUCGUGGAGUUAAAAAGGCUCCAGAUUUAAAUAAACCAAUAGACAAAAAACUUUACAAAGGUACGAAUCCGAGUUGUCACGAUUUUAAUGCAUCUACAGCAACACAUGAGGGAGCACCUCUUCUUGUAGGUUUCAGUACGGGCCAGAUUCAGUUAGUCUAUCCUGGUAGACGAGAACAAGGAAGACUGUACAAUGAAGAGAGGUUGAUUGAUAAGACAAAAGUUACCUGUUUAAAAUGGAUUCCUGGAUCAGAAAAUCAGUUUUUGGCAUCCCAUGCGAGCGGAUGCUUAUACAUGUAUAACGAAGAAUUAUCUUGUACCUCAGUUAGCCCUAUCUAUCAACCGUACAAAUGCGGUGAUGGCUAUAUAGUUCUGGCGUGUAAAUCCAAAUCUUCGCGGAAUCCUUUGUACAAAUGGUGUUUUGGACAACAAGAAAAUUCUAGCAUAAAUGAGUUUUGCUUUUCGCCUUGCGGUCUACAUUUAGCGAUUGUCUCGCAAGAUGGUUUUCUCAGAGUCUUCCACUACAGCAACAUGGAGUUGACAGGGAUUGCACGAUCCUAUUUUGGAGGAUUUCUAUGUGUUUGUUGGAGUCCGGAUAGUAAAUAUGUUGUCGUUGGAGGAGAAGAUGAUCUUGUUACCGUGUACUCAUUACACGAACAACGAGUUAUUGCCAGGGGCCAAGGCCAUCGCUCAUGGGUAUCAGUGGUAGCAUUUGAUCCAUUCACGACAUCUUAUUCAAAUUGGGAAACAGGAGCAUGUCGAGAAGACGAAAUUCCUAUAAAUGAUAGUUACAAUUGUUUUGAGCCAAGCAACCAAAGGAAUGUUGAAACUACCACAGCCACAGUACGGCGCCAUCCUCCUACGAUUCGGAACAGCACACCAACAUCGGAUAAAUUUGCCACUAGUUACAGAUUGGGGUCAGUUAGUCAGGAUACUCAACUUUGUUUAUGGGAUAUCACAGAAGAUGUGCUACGACAGUCUCUUGGGUGUUUAAGUCGCAAUCUUAGUUCAACAGAGCCCCAAUUUUUCAACACAAGAAGCGAAUUUUCUAAUAGUGCAAAUACUAGUGAUAGCGGAGUUCAAACGUCAUCCCAAAAGGAUGCUGAGAAAUCCGCAACUAAUUCAGUUAAUGCAAAUGAUACUAUGGAUAUUGCGAAUAGCAUUGUUAAAAAUCUUACUUCAACAAACAACAAUCUAAGUUCUACUAUAAAUUGUGAUGGUAGUAUUAAUAGAAACAACAAUAGCGAUAAAGAAUCAACUAAUCUGGUUGAUGCUAAACACACGAAAAAUAAUAUUGCUAAAUAUAGCCGCAGUAGUACCUUAACGGGAGCUAUUGCAUCAUCUAUAAAGAAGGAGAAAGACAGCAAAAGCGAUAAAAUACCCAAACUUGACAUUAAUCACCACCAACAUAACGUGAUUCUUAAUUCUAUCACGCAGCGAAUAUCCAAUUUUAGUUUCAGCAACAGUGGUAGUAACAGUAGCAAUAGUAGUGAUAAAAGUGACGCGAUUGAGAAAAUCGGCAAAAGAAACGUUUCGCUUACUAGUAAAUUGAAUAUCAGCAAUAAUUCGCAUAGCAGUUCAAACAGUAAUUAUUUCCUCACUAAUACUUGGAGCAACAUUAGUCAUACUAACAAUAAUGUCGUCCAGACUGCUUCAACAUCGUCAUCGAGUAGUGGUGGAGGGGGCGGGAGUGUCAUUUCCAAUACCAUCUCUUCAAUUAUGACAUCAUCCUUGACUAAAAACAAGCGGUCAGAUGGAACGGGGACGGGGAAUGGCAACAGUAUUGUUUCAUCUUAUGACCCCUUGAAGUUGAUUGGUACGCCUGCAUGUCCUCGAUUCGAUGACUGUCCAGUGUUAGAACCGUUGGUGUGUAAGAAGAUAGCUCACGAAAGACUCACAGCGUUAAUUUUUAGAGAAGAUUGUUUUCUUACCGCGUGCCAGGAUGGAUUCGUGUAUACUUGGGCCAGGCCAGGAUACAUCAAUCUACCACAGCAUUCUCCUUCAAGUCCAACGACGAGCACAGGUGGUACAAUACUAUAAGUCAGCGAUUGAUGCAAUUUUAACAUACGACUAUUUUUAAAUCCUAUUAAUUUUGUUACAGUUUUAAGUGUGUUAUCAUUUAAUAUGCCAGUAAGUUUGUAUAGUAUGAAUAUGUGAGUUAGGUUUUUACAUUAAAGUCGCACGCAUUUAUGUAAGCCAAACAAAAGUUCAAUAAAAAUACUUUGAAUGAA